Molecule: messenger RNA, 786 nt
Organism: Daldinia caldariorum
Lineage: Eukaryota; Fungi; Ascomycota; Sordariomycetes; Xylariales; Hypoxylaceae
Exons: 4
Coding region: 234-689 (151 amino acids)
Source: RefSeq, a predicted model, not a curated record
CAGAUCGAACAUGGCCUCCGGACAGUACAGCCAUUUGACCGAUGUGUGAGAGCAGGGGUGGUAGUGAGGGUGGCCGUGGCACAUGUUCGCCGGGUCUUGGUGCGAAGACUAAUAAAUGACGGCAUACGACUACAAGGCUGUUGUUUUGGCAAAGGGAACGGACUGCUCGAUCCCAACCUCAAGCUCCGGACAUCAUCAACCUUUUAUAUACUUACCCGUACUUGUAGGAACCUAUGUAUUUCUCCGGGAGCAACAUUAGCACCAGCAGCCUGUUGGUGUUUUUCUUUCACGCACAACGCACAAGUUCCAGCCUCGAUCAUCCUUGUGUCGAUAAUGAAGAAGACAUUCAUCCCCCCCUAUCUGGUGCGUCACAAGCAAGACGCCCCAGCUCUGCAAUACGUCGAGAGAAAAAGGUUUCCGGAGGUAAAGAUCAGCAGCCCUCUCCUUCGUAUUGGCGAGAGUGUUCCCUAGACCCAGGAGCGAUGGCAGCGACCUGGGCGAGCGGCCUACAGUCCAAUCGCGAUAUUCGCACUCUUUCUAGCUUACUAGCUCGAAGUCCCACCAAGAUUGGAUUCUGUAAACGUAUUAAGGUCUUGGGAGGUACUCGGGGCUUACAACGACUUCAUCAUGCUCUAAGAAACUUUGGGAUUGUUUUUUUCCGGCGUGGCUUUAAUGUCCGCCACAUCUAACCACAUCUUACACAACUCUAAUGAAGACAUUUCGAACUUAAUCUACGGCUUCGGACCAUCUUCCAAUGCAAAGAAAUGCGUCCCCCCUUUUUCGUAA